Messenger RNA from Colletotrichum siamense, 864 nucleotides. It is a transcript of the gene tcpI, whose product is annotated as putative aminotransferase tcpI. Gene Ontology annotation, molecular function: pyridoxal phosphate binding; transaminase activity. NCBI's taxonomy places the organism in Eukaryota, Fungi, Ascomycota, Sordariomycetes, Glomerellales, Glomerellaceae. The transcript has a single exon. The coding region runs from base 1 to 864 and encodes 287 amino acids. The record is from RefSeq and is a predicted model, not a curated record. Gene Ontology annotation, biological process: biosynthetic process; amino acid metabolic process.
AUGCUUCUCUCAACACGAGCCAAAUCUGCCGAAAACGCAAGCGACGCCUUGCACAUCUGGAAAGCUGUGGAUGAUCUCUUUCAUCCUACUGCCAACCCUACGGGCUUUGCGACAUUAGGCGUCUCGGAGAACACGCUGAUGUCCCGAGAGCUAUCAGAGCAUCUGCACCGGAACUUCAAGCUCCCAAGUCAUUCACUCACCUAUGGAGAUGGCAUGACUGGAUCCAAGAGGAUCAAAGCGGCAUUGGCGACAUUCCUCAACCGUCACUUGCACCCCUUGAAGCCCCUUGAGUCAGCGCAUUUUACAAUCACAAACGGCUGUAGCUCUGCGAUUGAGCACCUUGCCUGGGCUGUAGCAAACCCCGGCGACGCCUUUUUGCUUGGCCGGCCUUACUACAAUACCUUUGUCCCAGAUCUGAUUCUCAGAACUGGUUGCAAGGUCAUUCCGGUGGCCUUUGACAACACCGAUCCCAUAGCCCCUGGGGCAUUUGGUCAUUACAAGCGUGCCCUUGAAUCCGCAGCCGCAGAGGGCCAGCGAGUCACAGGUCUCAUCAUAUCGAACCCACAUAAUCCUCUCGGGAGAUGCUACUCUCGCGCCAGCCUCCUCAGCCUUAUGAGAUUUUGCUCCGAGAACGAUAUGCACUUCAUCAGCGACGAAGUAUACGCCUUGUCAGUCUGGGAAGACAAAGUAGACCAUGAGUCCGAAUCAGCGCUUUUCGAAUCGUGUCUAUCACUCAACACAGACGGCGUACUCGCUCCCGACCGAAUCCAUACAAUCUGGGGUAUGUCGAAAGACUUUGGCGCGAACGGACUGCGGAUUGGGGCUGUCAUCUCCCAGUCAAAUCCGGCUCUGCACAAAGCUUGA